Pogoniulus pusillus (Red-fronted tinkerbird) is the source of this 3036-nucleotide messenger RNA. It is a transcript of the gene LZTS2, whose product is annotated as leucine zipper tumor suppressor 2. NCBI's taxonomy places the organism in Eukaryota, Metazoa, Chordata, Aves, Piciformes, Lybiidae. Bases 1 to 2112 code for a protein of 703 amino acids. The record is from RefSeq and is a predicted model, not a curated record. Gene Ontology annotation, biological process: negative regulation of canonical Wnt signaling pathway. The transcript has 7 exons.
AUGGCAGAGGAGGGUCCUGAGGAAGCAGAGGCAGGGGCGGGGCGGGGCCCGGGGCGGGGCGGUGGGGCACGGCGCGGCGCGACGCGGGAGGGCGGCUGCGGGGCCGCGGGGCCAACAGAGCCGUGUUCACAGUGUGGGGGCCCGAGUGGACCGGACGGAUGGGCAGCGGCUGGCAAGGCUGCCCGUGCGCCCCUGCCCGCUGGGGCCCCCCCCGCCAUGGCUAUCGUGCAGACGCUGCCGGUGCCCCUCGAGGCCGUCACUGAGGGGGCUGCGCAGCUCCGCACCACUGCCCGCCCUUCCCCCACCACCAUGGGCAGCGUGGGCAGCCUCCUGCCUGGCCGACCCCGCCACGACCGCACCAGCCAGUCCUGCGACAGGGAGCCCCCUGCUGCCUCCUUCCAGAAGCAGGAGGGGCUGCUCCAGGCCACCUCUCGGGACCGCCCAUCUCUUGAGGAGCAAGGCGUAACUGUGCCCGGCAUUACCCACGCCUACGCAAAUGGGGGCUUCUGUGGCGACUGGUUCGAUGGCCCCUCUCCCACUAGCCCCUGCAGCGACUCAGAUGAGCUCCAUGAUGACCGAGCCCCAAGUGAUCACCUCCGGGGUCCACCCCCUAAGCUCGUCCCAGUCUCUGGCAAGCUGGAAGAGAACAUGGAGAAGACCCUGAUCCGCCCCAUGGCCUUCAAGCCAGUGGUGCCGAAGCUCCGGGGUGCCCAGCCAAGCACACGCCCAGGGCUCUCGGAGAGCCAGGUGAGCCUCACCCACUUGUUGGGUGCCGAGAAGCCUGGCUCUCUGAGCUGCCGUGCCAGCACCCUCUCAGACUCGGGACGCAACUCCCUCUCCAGCCUGCCCACCUAUAGCACAGGCUGCAACCAGCACCCAGAAGUGGGUGCCCUGCCAACCACUCCUCAUGGGCCCACCGAUCCUCCGGGGGGUUGCCGCCCGUCCAACUCAGACAGUGGCCGCUCGUCCUCCAGCAAGAGUACAGGCUCACUGAGUGGCCGGGGCCGGCCCUCCUCGGAGAGUGGCUCCUGUGGGCGCUCUCCCCUGCCCGGUGAAGAGGCCAUGCUGAUACGGGAGCUGGAGGACAAGCUGCGGGAGAGGGAGGCUGAGCUGCAGCUUCUGCGGGACAGCCUGGACGAGAACGAGGUGGCCAUCUGCCAGGUGUAUGAGGAGAAGCAGCGUCGCUGCGAGCAGGAACUGGAGGGGCUGCGGCAGCGCUGUGCUGCCCAGGCACGGCAGGCAGCUCAGGCAGCGCAUCGUGGACAACAGGUCCUGCAGCUCCAGGUACUGCAGCUUCAGCAGGAGAAGAAGCAGCUGCAGGAGGACUUUGCCCAGCUGCUACAGGAGCGGGAGCUGCUGGAACGCCGCUGUGCUUCCUUUCAACGUGAGCGCACUGAGCUGGCACCCCGUCUGGAGGAGACCAAAUGGGAGGUGUGCCAGAAAUCAGGGGAGAUCUCACUGCUGAAGCAGCAGCUGAAGGAGGCGCAGGCAGAGCUGACACAGCGGGGAGCUGAGCUGCUGGGGCUGCGGGCACAGCUGCGGGAGGCACGGGCCCAGCUGCAGGCAGGCGAGCAUCGGGUGCAGGGGCUGCAGGAGGCUGCCCGCCUGAAAGCGCUGGAGCUGGAGGUCUGUGCCAAUGAACUGCAGCGCCGCAAGAGCGAGGCUGACCUUUUCCGCGCCAAAGCCGGACGCCUCGAGCAGGAGGUGGUGGGCCUACGGGAAGCGGUCCGUGGGCGGUGCCCUCCACCUGGUGAGGGGUGCCUCCAACUUGGUGAGGGAUACCCCCAACCUGGUGAGGAGCCCCAUGGCAGCCUGGGGCUGCGGCAGCAGCUGGAGCAGCUGCGGGCAGAGGUGGCCCUGGAGAGGCAGCGUGGGCAGGAGCAGCAGGAUGCCUUCGAGCAGGAACGCAGCACGUGGCAGGGCGAGAAGGAGCGAGUCAUCCGCUAUCAGAAGCAGCUGCAGUACAGCUACAUCCAGAUGUACCGCCGCAACCGUCGGCUCGAGCAGCGGCUCCAGCAUCUCCGGCUCCAGGGUGAGGACGGCCCACCUGAGCACUGUGACCCCCCCGGUUCUGACCCACACUUUGAGGAGAUCACGGCCACUGAGAUCUGAGAUGCUGCCUGCCUUCACCCCAUGCUCAGAGUUGUGGGGGGUGAUCUCCACACCCUGGGAUUUUGGGAGCCCUGGGGCUGUGGAGGAUCCCUGCUCUCCCUCCAACUCUGCAAAGACCACUGGCACUGGGAGGAGGCAGAGGGGACUGCAGACACUGCCCCUUCUCCAGCAUGGAGGUGUUCAGGCAAGGGUGCGUCUGCACCCACCGCAACAGGGGGUGCCCAUGAGGUAAAGGGCCAGGUGAGUGUAGAAUCAUGGCCUCAGGGCUACCCAGAGUUGGUUCUUGCUGAUCCUCUUAGCGCCCGGGGGAUUAGCAGCACUGGCCUCAGCAAGGGUCACCUUGGGCAGGGGGAGGGUUGGCUUGUUCCGUCUGUUCCCAGCCACUUCUGAAGGGGAAUGGCAUAUGCCAGUUUGUGUCAGCCAGCCCAUGCCAGCCUCCCAACCUCCACCUCACCCCCCAUGUGUUUGUCAGGGGAUUUGUUUCUGUGCCAUUUUAAAUAACUCUAUUUUUAUAGGACCUACCAAAACAUAUCACCCUGUCCCAACUCACACUCUGCUUGUCUGUGCCCACUCACCCCAGCCACAGGGCAACUUGCCCUCAGUGCCUUUCCCAUACACUUACCCCCAGUGUUCUUGUUUCCCCACCCCAGAAAAGCUUGGCCCAUGCCCCUGUGAUUCUCAGGCUGCCAGGGGAGAGGGGCACGGUGCCAAGGGUGCCAGCUGGAGGCACCUUGAGAGUGAGCAUCCAGAGGGGUGAAACCAAAGGAAAAGUCUGGCUGUGCCCAGCUCUGGCUUGUUUGCCCCCAGCUCUGGGAGGGGAUUUUUGUACUUUAUUUUUGUUGUGUCCCAUUCCCAGAGCCUGGCUCAACUGUGUACCACCCAGAAAUGCCAAUUAAAAACAAGCCCCUGGCUCUGUUUUUUUCA